Molecule: messenger RNA, 956 nt
Organism: Sesamum indicum (sesame)
Lineage: Eukaryota; Viridiplantae; Streptophyta; Magnoliopsida; Lamiales; Pedaliaceae
Source: RefSeq, a predicted model, not a curated record
CUUUUCCGCCCAACUUAUUCUCACUCUCUUGCAACCCCUGCAUAUUCAGGUAGUGCCCUCCGGCGCCGAAGCUGUGGUUGCUCUUGUCCGCACAGCUAGAUUCCAUUCGUUUCUCUCCCAUCAAGGCUUUGUUUGAUCUGGAAAACACAAAUCAAGAGAUUAAGAGCGACUUGAAAGACCUCUAUAUCAACUCUGCCUUGCAGAUUGAUGUAUCUGGAAGCAAGAAGGCUGUUGUGAUCCAUGUACCUUAUAGGUUGAGGAAGGCUUUCCGCAAAAUUCAUCCUAGAUUGGUGAGAGAGCUUGAGAAGAAGUUCAGUGGAAAGGAAGUUGUUCUUAUUGCUACCCGGAGGAUAGUACGGCCACCAAAGAAGGGUUCUGCUGUCCAAAGGCCUCGAACCCGUACUCUCACUGCUGUGCAUGAGGCCAUGCUUGAGGAUAUAGUUUAUCCUGCCGAGAUUGUUGGAAAACGUGUCAGAUACAGACUUGAUGGAUCAAAGAUUAUGAAGGUUUUCUUGGAUCCCAAGGCAAAGAAUGAUACCGAGAAUAAGUUGGAGACAUUUGCCGGAGUCUACAGGAAGCUUUCAGGAAAAGAUGUAGUCUUUGAAUUCCCAAUAACAGAGUCCUAAAAGUCUACUAUUCUAGCAUGGCUCCCGUCUCUUAUUUAAUUAAAAGAUAUACAUUCUAGUAUGGGCUAUUUGAAGUUUUGACGAAGAGAAUUCGGAUGCUUAGGCGACUCCCGCUCCUUUUUGCAGAAAUUGUUAAAAACUUUGUUUUAGUUAUAAUGUUGUUCAUUUUACUUUGGUGAAGUUUCAGUUAUUUGCAUUUGGUCUUUGCUACUUCUCUGAAUUGUUUCCAGUGGAUUAUGGUUAGAUAAGAAUUCAUGUGUUUUUCCUCUUCUUGGUAGGGCUUUCUUUCGUUUUUUCUUUUUCAAGAUUAUGCACUCAUCUCCAUAUAAU